AGAUUAUAAAAACAAAUUAUUUUGAUGCCGCCACCUAUAAUUCACUACAUAUAUCAACAUAAUGGAUUUACAUACAAUAUCAACAGAUGGCAGCAUCAGUGGCACUAGCAUUAGCAAUAACAACAAUAAUAAUAACAAUAAUAACAAUAAUUCAUCAGAUUAUACGAAUCGAACAGCACCAAUAUAUUCAAUUAAACCGGAUUUUAUAACACAAUGGAAAAUCAAAAAAGAGAAAGAAACCAUCUGCAAAUCAUUAUAUCAUCGUUUGUUAGAAUAUCCAGAAUGCCAGGAAAUACUCGGUUUACCAUUUUAUCAUCCAUUAUUCGACGGUGAAGUGAAUCCAGUUCCAUCAUUUGAUGAAUUUUAUAGAAAUUUUAGCAGUUAUAAUAUAACUAACGAAACACAAUAUAGUAGCACUGAGAUACCGAUUCAAGUGCUGCCACCAUUUGAAUUGUGGCAAACAAUAUUAAUAGCAAUUUGUUUAGCUCUUUGUAUAAUAUUAACAGUUGGUGGUAAUAUUUUGGUAUUAUUAGCUUUUAUUGUUGAUCGAAGUAUUCGACAACCUUCAAAUUAUUUUAUAGCAUCAUUAGCUGCAACUGAUAUGCUAAUUGGCACAGUAUCAAUGCCAUUUUACACGGUAUACGUUCUUAUGGGAUAUUGGGAUUUAGGACCGUUAUUAUGUGACUUAUGGUUAUCGGUUGAUUAUACUGUUUGUUUAGUAUCACAAUAUACAGUUCUAUUAAUAACAAUAGAUCGAUUUUGUUCUGUUAAAAUUGCUGCAAAAUAUCGUAGUUGGAGAACAAAACAAAAAGUUAUAUGGAUGGUGACAAUAACUUGGAUAAUACCAGCAUUAUUAUUUUUUAUAUCAAUUUUUGGUUGGGAACAUUUUACUGGAAAACGCGAUUUACUGCCAGGUCAAUGUGCUGUACAAUUUUUAAAGGAUCCUGUUUUUAAUACAGCUUUGAUAAUAGGUUAUUAUUGGACAACAUUAGUUGUUUUAUUUAUAUUAUAUGGUGGUAUAUAUAAAACAGCAUAUGAUAUGCAAAAACGUAGUGAAGCAAAACAACGUAAAAUGCAAUCUAUGGUUGCAUUAAGUGCAGGUGCAAUGAGUGGGAUGGCUGGUCGAGCAGCUGGAAUAGGUAUAGAAAAUAAUAAAACAACAUGUGAUAAUAAAACAAAUCAAUUAAUGAAUUCCACAGCUCAAGUAUCUUCUGUAGUUCCUCAAUCAAAUGUUACAUCGUCUUCAUCAUCGAAUCAAAUAAACGAAGCAGCACAGGGACAAAAUAAUCAACCGGGUUCAGAUCAACGUAAAUUAUCGUCUGGAAAUAAAAAUCAAUUAUAUGAAAGAAAGUCUUCGGCUGGUAAAAUUAAAACUACCACACAACAACAGCAACAGCAGUCACAACAACCCGAUAGUGAAAAAAGUGAGCGUUCAAGUAGCCCCGCUUUUGAUUCUGAUGAGGAAAGCUCAGUUAAUCAAACCCAAAAAGAAAAAGAAGCUUUGCAAAAACAGCAAAUCCAAAUGAUUCGCAAACGUUCAUCAAUAGGUUUAGUAUUUGGCGCUCAAGCAGCUCUUAUAGCUACUCGAAGUAAUGGUAACAUCCACCUAAAAUCCCAAUCAAAUUCCAUUGAAAGUUUAACAGGCCUAUCAUCAACAAUUCAACCGCCAUCACGAUCAAGUUCACAUGCAUUAUCCCCAAAAUCACCAUGCAAUCGAAAAGUAUCAGAUUCAACCCCCCUAUUCCAAAUACAAGAACAUCUCCAAACGAAACAUGCAAGUUUACUAGACCAAGAUGUACCCAAUCAACUAAAUGAAACAUUAAAUCAAGUAGAACCAUUAAAACCUACCCCUAUUCAAUCACCUAUUUCACCUAAAGAUAUAGAUCCACCUCCCACACCAUUGCCCUCACGUACUACAAAUAAACAACAAAAAGCACUUGUUAAAAUUGCACAAAAUUCUAAAGUACCCCCGCCAGCAGGUUUUCAGGAUAGUCCACCUGUAUCAGAUUCCUCACCGCCAACUUCAUCGCGAUCGGAAAAAAUUGGUCGCAGUACGUAUAGUGACCUAACAAUGACCUAUGAUAUACUAGGCGGAAUGGAUGGUGCUGAUUUACGUUUUAUGGAUGAAAGUUCAAUUGCAAUAUCAUCACCACAAAAUGAAGGCGGCCCAUCAAUAACAAUCAAUUACCCACAACCACCACCUAGAAAUAUUUCUGAUGCUAAUCAGUCAGUCGCAACAAAUCCAUCCUUAUUACAAAAAGCCCUUAUACGUGCCACUGCAAAAUCCCAACAACCUUCACCUAAGGUCCUUUUAAAUCAAGAUGAUAUUCAAGUCAAUUCUUUAUCUUCAAUAGAGCAUCAAGAAGAACUGAGACGUGCUUCAGCUGAUCAAAUAAGACGACAACAACAAUUAAAGCAGGAAGAAAUCAGACGUGCAUCAGCUGAUCAAAUAAGACGUCAACAACAACAGCAGCAACAACCAAUUCAACCCAUCAUUAUUAAUAAAUUUAAUACGACUGUAAGUUUAACUGAUUGUAAUAAUGAUAAAUCAGUCAAAACAAUUUUAACCUCACCGGACGCACAAGUCAAAACAAAUUUAGAUGAAAUACAAACAGUUAAUGUAGCUAUAAAAAAUAAUAACAAUCAAAGUGAUUCAGUAAAAAAUCAACUAAAUAAUAUUUGCCCCACAAAUUUAACAGAUGGGUCAACUAAAACGACAAUAAUAACAACAUCAAACGCAAUUACAACAGUAACUACAACUACAACUGAUAACUAUGAUAAUGGUAUAACAGAUGGUGUUACAACAAUAAUUACAACAUCUGUUACAUGUUCUGAUCAAUCAAAUCAAAAUCAACAGCAGCUGCAACAACAAGAAACAUUAGAUUUCCAACAACAGCAACCGCAAUUAAAUCAGUUGCAAGACAAUAGUAUUUGUAAUAGUUUUAAUAACAAUAAUAAUAUUAAUAACAGUAACACUAAUAAUAAAAAAGAUUCAACACGACGAGAUUUUAUUAGAUCAAUAGGUAAACGAUUAAAAGGUAAGAAAAAAAUUCCUCUAGGCAUUGGAAGACAAAAGUCAAAAUCAGAGAAUCGUGCUAGGAAAGCUUUUCGUACUAUUUCAUUUAUAUUAGGUGCAUUUGUAGCUUGUUGGACACCUUAUCAUAUAUUGGCUUUAGUUGAAGGAUUCUGUUCAGAUCCACCAUGUACCAAUGAACAUCUCUACAUGUUUUCAUAUUUUUUAUGUUAUGCAAAUAGUCCUAUGAAUCCAUUUUGUUAUGCAUUAGCAAAUCAGCAAUUUAAGAGAACUUUUACGAGAAUAUUAAAGGGUGAUUUACAUAUGACAUAAUUUAAUUUAGUUAAUAUUAAAAUUUUUUUGAAAAAUUAGAUUUAAUUUUAUUUUGCUAAUUUAAUUUUAGUUCGUUUUAUAUUUUUAGUAAGUAUUGCACGUUAAAACACUGACAAAAGAUCUCAGACAAUUGUCGCAAUUCUCAAUUCUAAAUUUUUUCUAAGUUU
Condylostylus longicornis is the source of this 3513-nucleotide messenger RNA. RefSeq lists its product as uncharacterized. Gene Ontology annotation, cellular component: dendrite; membrane; synapse. Gene Ontology annotation, molecular function: G protein-coupled acetylcholine receptor activity; G protein-coupled serotonin receptor activity. The record is from RefSeq and is a predicted model, not a curated record. The coding region runs from base 62 to 3346 and encodes 1094 amino acids. The transcript has 3 exons. Lineage: Eukaryota; Metazoa; Arthropoda; Insecta; Diptera; Dolichopodidae. Gene Ontology annotation, biological process: G protein-coupled receptor signaling pathway, coupled to cyclic nucleotide second messenger; adenylate cyclase-inhibiting G protein-coupled acetylcholine receptor signaling pathway; chemical synaptic transmission.